UUCUUUGACCUUUAACGCUUCUAGUGUAGCGUCAUUUUAAAAAUGUGCUUGGUCUUAAAAUACUUUAGAUAUGCGAUGCUUGUAUAGUAGCAGUGUAUAAAUGUAAAUCAUAUUUUGUUUUUUUUGUUACGUUUAAAAUGUACAACAUCGUGAAUAUCUCGGACGGCUACUCGGCUUCUAAGCUAACAUUGUUAGCUUUUUUUUAACUAACAAAAAAUAAAAUUUAGGCCGCUGUAAAUAUGUAAAGGCGUCUGGGUGUGGUUUUAUUCCUAAAACGAACAGUGUUGCUUCUACGAACAUAAAAUAACACAAAAAUACUUGUGGGAAGGAGUAGGCCUUCUGUAUGUUAGACGAGGCGUGCUAGUUAGCUAGCAUUCAUCACACGAGGCCGUGGAUUUUAAGUUUGCAUGUAAAGAACGAAACUGCUCGAUAUUGUUAGUAAUAAAUCGUAUUGUUUUAAUAUUACUUAAUCUCACAUAAUGAGAGUUUUUUUUUUAUUUUUAUCGAAAGGUAUUCAAAUGUAUUAUUUGCUUAAGACCGGUUUGACUACGCUGGCUUUUCAGGAAAUGCUAGUGUCCCCAUUAGAAUAGAAUCAGUUUCGAUUGCACAUCAGCUCAAAGGGGCAGUGCAAGUUAAGCUCAGUCGACAGCAUUUGUGGCAUUGUUGAUUACCGCAGAAAAUGUAGACUCGCCCGAACUUUAAAACAAAAAUCGCAAUUGCAGUGAUUCAAUUACGAUGGAAAAAAUAGAAAUGUGAAGCUUUAUUUUAGAGUUUAAGUUACAUAGUCAUGGCAACGAAGUAAAAUUGCCUUUAACUUUACACAGAAAAGGUUAGUAAGUGAUUUUAUUACACUAAACUCUUAUUAAAACAUUGUUUGCGUCUUGUGACUAUACUUUUGUAACCGAGUAAUUUUUUUACGAAUUGGCCCCAUUAACCUCUAUUGUAAGUGCCUCAUUGUAAUUUAUUUUUAAAGGACGGGAUUAGUCAAAAUGUUGUGGUAAUAACAUUAUGCCACAAAUGCUGUCGAUUGAGCUUAACUUGUAUUGAACCCAGAAUAUUCCUAAAUUUCUUUCUAUCCCUUUAGACUUCACACAGUCCUUUUGUGUAGUGUUGCUGGCAACUGAAUACAGUGUUUGCUACUGUCUUUUUCAGGCUCUGUGUAAUCCAUCAACCAAAAUGGUGAAGAUCUUCGUUGGAAACCUGCCUCAGCAGGCCGAAGUAGAAGAAAUUAAGUCUCUGUUCACGCAAUAUGGAAGCGUCAGUGAGUGCGCCAUUAUCAAAAAUUUUGCUUUCGUUCACAUGAAUGAUCGCAAAAGUGCAACAAAAGCCAUCCGAAACCUGCAUUUAUACAAGCUACAUGGAACGCCCAUCAACGUUGAGGCGAGUCGGGGCAAGAACCAGGGCCCGGUGAAGCUUCACGUGGCCAAUGUGGAGAAGGGAUCCGAUGAGGAGCUCCGAGCAAUGUUCGAAGAGUAUGGUUCAGUUAGUGAAUGCGCGAUCAUCAAGAACUUUGCCUUUGUGCACAUGAGCAACUCUGAUGAGGCCAUGGAUGCAAUCAAGGGCUUGGACAACUCUGAAUUCCAAGGCAAAAGAAUUCAUGUGCAGAUUUCAAAGAGUCGACCAAGAGGGGAGGAAGAUGAUGGCGGAUACGGCCCCCCAGACAGAGGAUAUUGGCCACCCCGUUUCCCUGGUGGUCGUCCUGAGCCCCAUGGUCCUCCUAGAGGUCGCUUUGGCUACCCCCCUGGCCCCCCUCCUCCACCACCACCACCCCCCAGACGCCCCCCAUACCCAGAGCGUGCUGUAUCUGCAUACGAUCGUGAUGGCUAUGGUGUGGUCGACUAUUAUGAGAAGUAUCGUGCUCGCCCAUAUGGCGCUUCCUCAUAUGAGGACCGACGUCCAAGCGGUGUCCCCCCUCCCCCUCCGCCUCCAUCUGCCAUUAUGAGAGAGCGAUUGGCUGGCAAUGGCCUUGACCCCUAUGAGCGACGUCCCCUCCCGCCAUCCUCAUUCUUUGCCCGUGACCGCAGUCCUAUCAGACGUGCUCCACCUGCCCCUCCAGCACCCACAGGGAAUGGUUACUCAUAUGAGCGUUCACGUCUCUCUCCUCUCUCCAUGUCUCGGAACCCGAUGUACAGCAUGCCUCGGCCCAGAGACCCCUAUGCCGAGAGGGCGCCGCCUCCACCUCCUGCGCGUUACGCGUAUUAAAGUGAAUCCCUGCGCUUUUGUAACCCAAGGUGAGAAUUUAGAUUCGGGUCCCAAAACCUCCAAACUAGCUCUGAAGCAUCCUUUUAUUACAGAGCUCAGAAUUUAAUUACUGCGCUGUUCAUUCCAGUACUGCGUGUAGUGCAAGUGAUGCGUAAGUAGCAGUAAUGUAAAUUGUGUCUGGGUUGUAAUUUUAAUGACCUUUUUAUAGUCUUGAGCAAUUUUCGAGCUACACUGGCCUUCGUAUCGAAGUGUUAAUUGUAAAUAAGUGACCAUGUGGUCCAGUAAGGUACUAAGGUUUUUUAUUUUAUUUUUUUUACUUUGUAUAAUUUAAAAUAAAUGUUUUUAGAUUGGUGUUCUAACUAGGCUUGUCGUUUCAGUAAUCACAGGUAGCACCUUUUGACUCCUAUGGUUUGCUCUCUUUCCAGGUGUAAAUUAUUCCAGAUUGUCGUCGUCGUCUCCAGAUGCACGUGAUGCGAUUCGUCGUUGUCUGCCAGAGCGCGUUUCGUUCGUCUGCGCACCAUAGUGGAAGAAUUGUCGCAGACUGCACAUUCUAUAAAACAAACGCUUUUACACGCAUAAAGUUCAUUCUCAUGCUAAAUUGUUAACUCUGCAUGUCUUUUUGUUCUGUUUGUGUUUUAGUUUUUGAUAGGUAAAGCUCUAAGAGUACAAAAAAUAAGUUAACUUGGUGGUUUGGUCAAAGCUGUUAAAGAAACGUAUACAAAAAUUCUUUCAACUAAAAUUUCUAUGUAUUACUCUGUAUCUUUUUUUUUUUUUUUUUAUCUGGUUUUAGCGUACGUUUGUUAAACUGUAACAAGCGCUAUAACAAGUAACUUGAUUUAGAACAGCCCACAAUACACUUGUGUAAACUAAAUUGUUUUUUAUUAGUACUUGUUAAAGCCUGAAAUGAGCAGAUACACGUGCGCCAAGUAUAAUCAUCUCCGCUGCAGAUAAAAACUUACGUCUACUUGGGCUUCAUUAAAUGUUUUAGUUUUGAAUUUUAAAUACAGAGCAUAGUGAUUCAAGGACUGUGUACCGUUUUCUUUCAUAAGAACACUUGAUUAAACUUUUUAUAAAGACUGUAACUUGGGUGCGUCGUUUUACUUUCCUUGCAAACUUUUUUUUUUAACAUGAUUGUAAAACUUCUAAUAUUAAUAAUAUAUCGUUAUGGUGGAAUGGAACUGCUUGUGCGACGAAAUUCAAACUAGCGCCAUUAUUAGUUGUAUUUAAGUCACUAGCAUGUGCAAAUUGCUAGUCUGUGUUUAAAUUGUCAGUUUGAAGUGCUGUUUUGGCAUCACUAAUUGGAUUGACUUUCCAAUAAUUUUUUUUUUUUUUUUUUUUUUGCACCCAAUGUUUGAAGCUUUGAUUUAAGCCAGGUAAGUCCGUUGAUGGUAUUAUAUUUUUGUACCACCCAGCAUGCCCUUUAUUCACAAAAUGGUUGUUUUGAGAGCUGUACAACUAAUGCUAUACAGAUUUGUAGUCAAAGAGAACAGACUUUUCUGGUUAUACAACCUAUGUGAAACAAAUGUUUUAUUUACACUUCAUGAUGACCUCUGGUAAAAUUUGAGGGUAAGUUUUAUUUUAAAUUCAUGCACAAUUCUAUGCAUUUUCUCCCCUCCAUGUAUGAAGUUUGCAAUAAAAAUCUAUAUUUGCAA
This is a messenger RNA of Myxocyprinus asiaticus (Chinese sucker), 3854 nucleotides long. RefSeq names its product RNA binding motif protein 4.3 (gene rbm4.3). Lineage: Eukaryota; Metazoa; Chordata; Actinopteri; Cypriniformes; Catostomidae. The transcript has 2 exons. The coding region runs from base 1177 to 2202 and encodes 341 amino acids. Gene Ontology annotation, molecular function: mRNA binding. Gene Ontology annotation, cellular component: cytosol. The record is from RefSeq and is a predicted model, not a curated record.